AACAGGAUGGAGUUCAAAGGUUGUCUUUGUCUUGUCUUCUUGCUAUCGUUCGCUCUCGUUAGCUCAGCUCGAAUCAUGUCCGAUUCAGUUUCAGGAAAACAAGCAACCAAGAUUGUGAUAAACGACUAUUCUGAUCCUGGUAAAAAUCCUACUCUUAGUCCAGUGGUGCCGAAGCAAUUUCCUCCUCCACCACCGGAUUUUGAACCUUUUGCGAUAAACGACUAUUCCGAUCCCGGUAAAAACCCUACUCUUAGUCCAGUGGUGCCGAAGCAAUUUCCUCCUCCACCACCGGAUUUUGAAGCUUUUGUGAUAAACGACUAUUCUGAUCCCGGUAAAAACCCUACUCUUAGUCCAGUGGUGCCGAAGCAAUUUCCUCCACCACCACCGGAUUUUAAAGCUUUUGUGAUAAACGACUAUUCCGAUCCCGGUAAAAAUCCAACUCUUAGUCCAGUGGUGCCGAAACAAUUUCCUCCACCACCACCAGAUUUUAAAGCUUUUGUGAUAAACGACUAUUCCGAUCCCGGUAAAAACCCUACUCUUAGUCCAGUGGUGCCCAAGCAAUUUCCUCCACCACCACCUGAUUUUAAAGCUUUCGUUGUUGCCAAUGACCACAUUAGUACAGAGCCCUAAACAAAUCCGUUUGUCGAAGUGAAACAUGUCAGCAAGAAAACUUAAAUAAAG
This is a messenger RNA of Cucurbita moschata (crookneck pumpkin), 681 nucleotides long. Its product is annotated as extensin-like. The transcript has 2 exons. The record is from RefSeq and is a predicted model, not a curated record. Bases 7 to 630 code for a protein of 207 amino acids. Lineage: Eukaryota; Viridiplantae; Streptophyta; Magnoliopsida; Cucurbitales; Cucurbitaceae.